CAAUGAAACGUAUGUCCUAAUUGAAAUUGUCUACCGUUCUACGUCUUGUAUUUGACUUAGGCUCGUUGACUUGACCAGUCAAGAAUUACGAGCUUGACCAUCCCAAACUAUGGAACUACGACUACGACGAACUCAUAUAAGAGCCUGUCCGUAGGAACAUCGCUCUGCUCUCGCCUAACUCAUUCCCCUUUCACAGUAUGCAUUCCCCUGCUUCUUCUACUCUUUACUUCCUCUGCUCUGCUCUCCUCUUCCACGCAUUUCUGACCACUGCCAUCGAUCCUCUCCACGCUAAGUGCUCCAUCUCCAAAAACUACACGUCUAACGACGCCUUCGGCCACAACUUGCCUCAGAUGAUGUCCCUGCUCGCGACAAAAGCCGCACCGAUCGGCUUCGCGCUCGGCUCCGUCGGGCACGGCGACGGCCGAGUGAACGGCCUCGCGCUGUGCCGCGGCGACGUCCGAAGCUCGGCAUGCACCUCGUGCAUCCUGACCGCCGGCGCCCGCAUCCGCGACCUCUGCCCUCGCAACAAGGAGGCUGUCGUCUGGUACGACGAGUGCAUGGUGCGGUACUCCGACGCCGCAUUCUUCGGCGACGCCGACUACGACCAAAGCUUCCCCUUGUUCAACCCUCGUAACACUUUCAACACGCGGAACGUUUCAGACCCGAAGGUCUUCGACGGAAAGGUGGCGCUCUUGUUGGAACGGCUGAAGAACAAGGCUUACAUCUCCCCGUUGAUGUUCGCGAAGCAAGAGUUGGAGAUAGGAGAUCAGUCGAGGAACCUGUACGGAUUAGCUCAGUGCACGAAAGAUAUAUCUGGCGGUGACUGCAAGAAGUGUCUGGAGGCUGCCAUUAACAAGCUCCGCAGAUGCUGCAGGGGCCAACGAGGGGCGAGGGUAGUAGGUGGCAGCUGUAACAUGCGAUACGAGUUGUACGCUUUCUUAGAUGAUGCCUAGGAACGAUGUUGGCUUGUUGGGUGUUCUGUGGAGCCAGUAAUGAUUAUUUCUUGAUUAUAAUUAACGAAAUCUUUCCCAAUGGUUCCAGGCC
This is a messenger RNA of Zingiber officinale, 1044 nucleotides long. RefSeq names its product cysteine-rich repeat secretory protein 38-like. The transcript has a single exon. NCBI's taxonomy places the organism in Eukaryota, Viridiplantae, Streptophyta, Magnoliopsida, Zingiberales, Zingiberaceae. The record is from RefSeq and is a predicted model, not a curated record. Bases 198 to 953 code for a protein of 251 amino acids.